Messenger RNA from Salvia hispanica, 3256 nucleotides. Its product is annotated as Pentatricopeptide repeat (PPR) superfamily protein. Lineage: Eukaryota; Viridiplantae; Streptophyta; Magnoliopsida; Lamiales; Lamiaceae. The record is from RefSeq and is a predicted model, not a curated record. Gene Ontology annotation, molecular function: zinc ion binding; RNA binding; protein binding. Gene Ontology annotation, biological process: RNA modification.
CGCAUUCUCGGCCCUCUCUCAGCCGCGACUGUGUUCUCCGCCGCCGGGCUGACUACUCCCUCACCUCUGUUCCCUUUCUUCCCUCUUUUCUCAACACCCUCUCACUCUGAAACACGCGCAUAUAGCAUCUCUCUCUCGCAGCUCUCUCAGUUGUGUUGGAAAAAUUAGUCGUCUUUCGCCGACGCCGAGCAGCCACCGUAUCCUUCGUUAUAACAUCGUUUUUCAGCUCUCUUACUGCCACAACCCCUUCUCAUUUUCUUUCUCGUUGUCUGCCUCCUCCCCAACUCAAUUUUCGCGCCAUUAGCAAUGGACGUGAGAAAGCUUCUAAAAGCUUCGGCAGAAGCUAGAAACCUCAAAUUCGGUAAAUCCAUCCACGCACAUCUCAUUGUUAUGAAUCAAAUUACACGGAACCACGUGAUUGAGAAGAACUCGUUGAUCAAUCACUAUGCAAAGUGUGGUGAUUUAUCGAGUGCGCGCAUACUGUUCGACAAAAUGCGUAAGAGGAAUGUCGUUUCUUGGGGCAGCAUGAUGUCCGGGUAUUCACAGCACGGAUACGCUCAAGAAGUUGUGCAGCUGUGGAGAAAAAUGGUUAAUGUGGAUAAACUAAACCCAAACAGGCAUGUGCUGCCGAUGGUUCUUUCGUCGUGCUCGAAUUGUGGAUUGCUGGAUGAAGGCCAGCAGUGUCACGGGUAUGCAUUGAAGUCUGGAUUGAUAUUUCAUCAAUAUGUUAAGAAUGCACUUGUUUACCUGUAUACGAUGUCAACUCAUCUGGAAGAGGCCAUGCAGGUUCUUGAUUCGCCACCAAGAUCGGAUCUUUGCACUUAUAAUUCGGUAUUGAAUGGACUCUUGGCACAUGGGUACUUGAACGAAGCGUGUUAUGUUUUGCGUAUGAUGAUUGAGGAAUUUGAGUGGAGUAGGUGGGAUGGUGUUACUUGUGUUAAUGUUUUCAGUGUUUGUGGCCAUCUUAAGGAUUUGAUAUUGGGAAGGCAAGUUCAUGGUAGACUGUUGAAGAUUGGUUUGGAUCAUGAUUUGUUCGUGGGUAGCGCCACAAUAGAUAUGUAUGGAAAAUGUGGUGAUGUUUCACAGAUGAGAAAAGUUUUUGAUGCGUUGAGAGCAAGAAAUGAGGUGACUUGGACAGCUGCUCUAACUGCCUACACACAGAAUGAAUGCUUUGAAGAAGCACUUAAGCUGUUUCUGGAAAUGAACCGCGAAAACAUUGUACCGAAUGAAUACACAUUUGCAGUGCUUUUGAACUCGUGUGCUGGUUUGUCAGCUCUUGGGUAUGGCAGUUCGAUACAUGCACGCGUUGAGAAGGUGGGGUUAAAGCACGAUAUUGUUGUUGGAAAUGCUUUGAUCUACAUGGCUUCAAAAUGUGGCCUCAUUGAUGAUGCACGUAUGUUGUUCGAGAGUUUGUUGGAUCGUGAUGUCAUAUCAUGGAAUUUGAUGAUAAAUGGUUACUCAUAUCAUGGGCUUGGCAUGGAAGCCCUUGAUGUGUUUCAACAUAUGUUGAGUGAAUGGAAACAACCGAGUUAUGUAACUUUUGUUGGGGUGCUCUCUGCUUGUAGCUUGUUGGGGCGAGUUGAUGAAGGUUUCUAUUAUCUGGAUCAGAUGAUGAGAGAAUACGGCAUUGAACCCGGGCUAGAGCACUAUACCUGCAUUGUUGGGCUUCUAGGUAGGGCACGUAGGCUAGAUGAGGCGGAGAAUUUCAUUAGAUCGAGUCCACUAAGAUGGGAUGUCAUUGCCUGGAGAACCUUGCUCAAUGCUUGCCUCGUCCAUCAGAAUUAUGGUCUAGGAAAGAAAGUUGCAGAUAUACUGCUGGAGAUCGGCCCAGAUGAUGCUGGCACGUGUAUCCUAAUGUCAAAUAUGCACGCCAAAGCCAAGAGAUGGGAUAAAGCAUCCGCUGUGAGAAAAUUGAUGAGAGAAAGGAACAUAAAAAAAGAGCCUGGAUUGAGCUGGAUAGAAAUUAGAAAUGAUACACAUGUCUUUGUCUCUGGUGACACGAAUCAUGUGGAGUCUGUUCAAAUUCGUGACAAGGUGAAGAAACUUUUGGCUGAGAUUAGAACUCUGGGUUAUGUUCCAGAUAUUGCUACGGAGCUGCACGAUGUGGAGGAGGAACAGAAAGAGGAUUGGCUCGGUUAUCACAGCGAGAAGUUAGCCAUAGCGUAUGCGCUCAUGAAAACACCUCAAGGGGCACCCAUCCGUGUCAUGAAGAACCUUAGAAUGUGCGAUGAUUGCCACUCUGCAGCAAAAUACAUCUCGAAGCUCACAAACAGAACAAUAAUUGUUAGAGAUGCAAACCGGUUUCAUCGUUUCAGAGAUGGUUUCUGUUCGUGUGCUGACUAUUGGUAAACAUAGUCCACCUAUGCAUACACCAAAGAUUAUGGUGGAUCUCUAUCUACGCUACAUGAAAUAGGCCUUCUUAAGCUGCCAUGUCCUAGUGGAAGGUGUGGAUGUGCUGAAUAAUGGGAGCUCACACCACGGUGCAAUUCUCAGUCGUCCGGUGGCACUUUUUACGGACAAUGAAAAUCCUCCCACUGCACUCUCCUUUCCCCAUCUUCAAGACUCAGGCAGGCUAAGUUCAGGUUGAUUUCUCCUUGCUACUUGGUUUAUUCAGAAAUGAGCAUACUGCAAGAUGCUAAAGUAUGUCAUUAUGAAGUUAACCAGUUCGAGUGAGUGACAGUGAGCAUGAGUCAAGGAUGCCAAUGCCUUUCUCUGUGGAAGAAAAGGAGAGCUCUCAAUGCCAGAAUACGCAAUACUAUCAAUUUUUUGCCCAUCAGGUUGUGAUAGAACAGUAACUUAAGUCGAGCCAUGUUAUCCUAUAUAUCUUCAUAUCCAUAGGCAAAUUAUGAGGGUAGUUUGGUAAUUUAAAUAUACAUAAACAACAGAAUUUCUAACAACUCAUUUAAUUCUCUUGAAAAUUGUGGAAUAUCAGCAAUCAUUGAACUUCUGCACUAUCUAUUUAAAUUGGACAUUUAUGGGGCGCGGCCCAUAAAUAUUUAUUACUGCUACAUCAAUUGGCUCAUUUAGCACUCUUAAUUGUGCAUAAACAAAAGAAAAAAAAAAGUAGAGUACUAAUCUUUAUCCAAAUGUAUCAAGAAAAAUUAAUUCAGUUGUGCAUGAUUUAGUACAUCAAGAGAAAAAAAGAAAGACAGAAAAGUAAUUGGGUCAUUUAGUACUAUUCAUUCUACAUCCAACUGAGUUGUAAUAAGUGACAAUAUCAAAUUUUAGUGAGCUCUUCAUGAAGUAACAAGGCGAU